GCCAAUAUGAAGCUUCUACUGGUGUUACUGUCGGCUUAUAUUCUUACUUCUUGCUUGGCUGAACGGUUGAGGUUCGAUAACUACAGGGUUUAUAGAGUGAGCCCAACGAAGGCGUCUCAACUGAAGGGACUUCAAACUUUGGAGGCCAACAACCAGGAUGCUCUGGUUUUAAACAAUCUUCAUCUAGGGCCCACUGAUUUCCUCGUUGCACCCAGCUACGAUGAAACCUUCUUAAAACUCCUCAAAGACUUGGAUCUUUCUCCGGAACUCAUCGAUUCAAAUGCCCAGGCCAGUUUAUCCCUGGAUAUAGAGCCCGUUGCGGACGCAAAUCGUCGAAGUGAUGACUACUCAUGGACGGAGUACCACGAACUUAAUGACACGCAUCGUUGGAUGCAGAAUCUGGUGGCCAAGUACCCGGAUAUCGUCAGUGUCUUUGUGGCAGGUCAGAGUUACGAGGGACGUGAGCUGUUGGGCCUGAAGAUCAAUCACAAAGAUGGCAGAGCCGGUAAGCAGGCCAUCUUCUUGGAGGCAGGAAUGCACGCUAGGGAGUGGAUCGGUCCGGCCACUGCCACGUACUUUGCCAACGAACUGCUCACCUCCCAGCAACCGCAGAUGAUGAGCCUCGCCAGAUCCUAUGUGUGGUACAUUCUGCCCCAUGCGAACCCAGAUGGAUAUGUCUACACCCACAAAACGAAUCGCAUGUGGCGCAAGACCCGAAGUCCGCAGGAUAAAAACUGUGUUGGAACUGAUCCAAAUCGCAAUUGGGACUUCCACUGGCGCGAGGUGGGUGCUAGUUCUGAUCCCUGCUCGGAGUCCUAUGCCGGACCCAAGGCCUUUUCCGAGCCCGAGGUGGAGUCGCUAUCCCAGUACCUAAGAUCCCUCCCGGAACCCAUGUUCAUGUACCUCUCGCUGCACUCCUUCUCUCAGUUGUUGCUAUAUCCCUAUGGACACACGUCCACACUGCCAGAAAAUCACAAGGAUCUGGAAAUAAUCUUCAACGCAGCCGUGGGUGCCAUGAAACGGCGUUACGGAACCCGGUAUACGGGCGGAAAUGUCUACGAUGCCAUCUAUCCGGCAGCUGGUUCCAGUAUGGAUUGGGUUUACGGGGCUCUAAAUGUUAAGUACUCCUUCUGCUACGAACUUCGUCCCUCGGGGUACAGUUUCUGGACCGGCUUCAGACUUCCCGCUGCCCAAAUAAUACCCACGGGUCAGGAGACCACAGACUCGCUGGUGGAAAUGAUUAAAGCUGCUGCUCAAAUCGAGGGUUACAAAAUCGAAUAAAAAGAGAGAGCUUUCCUAGAAACUCAAACAAAGUAUUUUUGAUAAGAUACGAAGGGAAGAGAUCUAUUGUUUGUGACAAAAACCAAACAUAACCUUGCUUGAUUAUCAAAGAUAACUUAGACGGUUUGAUAAGAUGAAAGCUACAAAUUCGCUUAGUCAAUAUUCAAUAGAAAAAUAAACUAUUUGAUUUAUAUUAA
Messenger RNA from Drosophila takahashii, 1478 nucleotides. RefSeq names its product zinc carboxypeptidase. NCBI's taxonomy places the organism in Eukaryota, Metazoa, Arthropoda, Insecta, Diptera, Drosophilidae. Gene Ontology annotation, molecular function: metallocarboxypeptidase activity; zinc ion binding. Gene Ontology annotation, biological process: proteolysis. The record is from RefSeq and is a predicted model, not a curated record.